GCCGUUAUGAACAUCCGCAAUGCUCGGCCAGACGACCUGGUUAACAUGCAGCACUGCAACCUCCUUUGCCUGCCUGAGAACUACCAGAUGAAAUACUAUUUCUACCAUGGCCUUUCCUGGCCCCAGCUUUCGUACAUUGCUGAGGACGAGGACGGGAAGAUUGUGGGCUACGUCCUGGCCAAAAUGGAGGAGGAUCCAGACGACGUCCCCCAUGGGCAUAUCACCUCACUGGCCGUGAAGCGUUCACACCGUCGCCUCGGCCUGGCCCAGAAGCUGAUGGACCAGGCCUCCCGGGCCAUGAUAGAGAACUUUAGUGCCAAGUACGUGUUCCUGCAUGUCCGGAAGAGUAACCGAGCAGCCUUGCACCUGUAUUCUAACACCCUCAACUUUCAGGUUAGUGAGGUGGAACCCAAAUACUAUGCAGACGGGGAAGAUGCUUACGCUAUGAAGCGAGAUCUCUCGCAGAUGGCAGAUGAGCUGAGAAGGCAGCUGGAGCUGAAGAAGUGCGGGUGCGUGGUGUUGGGCUCCGGGGAAAACCAGGAAACGCAGGGAAACACACUUCCUAGUUCUCGAGAGGAUGGUCAGGAGGAGAGCCCCGCCGCUGGCAAUGGCGGCAGUGACAGCAAGGAACCCAGCGAGUCCACGGAGAGCACCGAUGUCCAGAACAGCUCAGAAGAUUCAGAUUCCACCUCCUAG
Molecule: messenger RNA, 696 nt
Organism: Nyctereutes procyonoides (raccoon dog)
Lineage: Eukaryota; Metazoa; Chordata; Mammalia; Carnivora; Canidae
Gene: NAA11
Product: N-alpha-acetyltransferase 11, NatA catalytic subunit
Exons: 1
Coding region: 7-696 (229 amino acids)
Biological process (GO): N-terminal peptidyl-glutamic acid acetylation
Cellular component (GO): NatA complex
Molecular function (GO): protein-N-terminal-glutamate acetyltransferase activity; protein N-terminal-serine acetyltransferase activity
Source: RefSeq, a predicted model, not a curated record